AAAGCCAAGCGUGAGGAGCCGCAGAAGGACAUCAAUGAAACAAAGACAUGACAUGCACACACUUGAAUUAAAAUGCAUUAACCAAAGCUGCAACUCAUAAAACAAACGUUUCGUUGAACUGGAAGUCCGCGCUGUUUGCUGCCCAACGCCAGCUGAAGCGUGAUGCAUCCAGAGCAGCCCGGAACAUGCUUCGCCCCGCGGAGACGACAGGCAGAUUCAGCCCCUCGGGGCACCUUGAGCACCGGCCUACUGCAGGGCCUCAUCCAGAGCGCCAGGCCUCCUUCCUUCUGCUUCCUGUUCCCCAGGGUCCAUGCAGCUGAUGUGGCUGCUGCCCAGCCUGCACAGAUGCCCUCUCCUUCCUCCUCCUCCUCCUCCCCCUCAACCAGUCCUGCUCCUGCAUCCAUCCCCACUCCCAGUAACGUGCCAAGCAACAUGGGCAAGCCAGAAUUCCCAGACACGGGAUGGGACCGCAUCAAGGAUCUCUUUGAGAAAGAUCCGACACACAGGUACCCAGAGGAGCUGACCAGCGUGAUAAAGAGCGGGCUGGUCGCUGCGCUAGCAGGCAUGAUCUACGGAGGCCUGCCAGCAGCUCGCCACGCCAGGAACAGGUACAUCCAAGUCAGCCAGGCAGAAAUCUACACCAGUCGUGUGGAAGCGGUGCGCUCGGCACAUAACGCAGCUAUCCGAGGUUUCUUGAGAUACGGAGUGAGAUGGAGCUGGAGAGUGGCUGUGUUCGUCACCUUGUUCAAUUCUGUCAGCACAGGCCUGUCUGUAUACAGAGACAAGUACGCCCUCAGCCAUUAUGCAGCUGCUGGAGCUGUGACUGGAGGCCUCUUCAGACUGAACCUGGGCCUGGGAGGUCUGGUGGCAGGGACAAUCAUUGGAGCAGUGCUGGGAGUUCCUGCUGGUGGUUUGAUCAUCAGCAUGCAGUCGCUGGCUGGAGAAACAGUCCGAGAGAGGAGGAGGAGAGAGCGCAGGGAGCUGUAUGAGCUCAGGCUUGAGGAAUGGACGGCCCGUCUGGAGUUAACGGACGAGUUGAUCGAAGAUCUGAAUGUCAGCUCUCAGGCAGAGGAGACAAGUAAGGACAUGCAGAGGAUCCAGGAACUGCUCAGCUUACCGCAGAACGAGAGCGUCGCUCAGGACUCGAGCAGCCAGCGACAGUAGCUGCCUUACUGCCCUGUUAAUCUGUCAGACAUUGAAGGUGGGACUUCACACACCUCUGAGGAUAAACGGGUCACUCUCUUGCCUGGAAUUGACACAUGUUCAUUCUCACUGAAGGGAAACCGCUUCACAUCACAAUGCAAAGACACUGUUGUUGUUUCACCCACUACUGAAAAUGUGCCCAUUCAGAGACAAUAGUUGUACUGGGCGAUAUGUGUGUGUUUGUGUGAAGCAAGUUGUCAAAUGAAUGUCAGCCACUUACAGUUUGAGGAACAUUUACAUUAGAAGACUACAAAAUCACAUAUUUAUAUUAAUUUAAAACUAAUUCAAAUGCAGCUUCUGGACUCGAUACACUGCUAAGCAAUUUUUAAAAUGGGAUAAAGGAAUAAAAAAACUAAAUGACAUGUUUUACAUAUUAUUGGGAUAAUUCAAUUUAAUCUGGACUCCGUGUGGAGCUCUGAUCAAUUGUGGUUAAAUAUUGUUGGUUUUUGUUUGCCAGUUGUGCUUAAUAUGUCCAUCUAUAUUUGUUUUUGUGUGUGACGGAAAACACUCAGUGCUGAUGGCACAACAAAUGUUAUCCAAAGUCAAAUUGACAAGUUGCACUUGUGUGGAAUACAACCUAAUAAAGCAU
Messenger RNA from Scomber scombrus (Atlantic mackerel), 1792 nucleotides. It is a transcript of the gene timmdc1, whose product is annotated as translocase of inner mitochondrial membrane domain containing 1. NCBI's taxonomy places the organism in Eukaryota, Metazoa, Chordata, Actinopteri, Scombriformes, Scombridae. The transcript has 8 exons. Gene Ontology annotation, cellular component: mitochondrion. Bases 163 to 1164 code for a protein of 333 amino acids. The record is from RefSeq and is a predicted model, not a curated record.